AUGCCGAUUGAGGCCCUCCCCCCGGCCACAGUCAGGGCAAUCGGAUCUACAUCUGUGAUCUCCGAUCCUUGUUCUGUGGUCAAGGAACUCAUCGACAAUUCUUUAGAUGCUGGGUCAUCUUCAGUAAUGAUCGAAAUCUCGUCAAACACCGUGGACGUGAUACAACUCAAGGACAACGGACAUGGUAUCCCAACUGAAGACCACCCAUACGUCUGCAGACACACGUAUACCAGCAAGAUUCAAACCCUUGACGAUUUGAAAAACGUUGGUGGAAUGUCCUUUGGCUUUCGUGGGGAGGCAUUGGCCAGCGUGGCUGAGAUGUCUGGCUGCAUCACUAUUACCACCCGUAUCGCUUCAGAAAUUAUUGGGUCGUCUCUGAAAUACGAAAGGGACGGCCAGCUAUCUCAAAGGUCCCAGCCGGCAUCUCAUCCGGUCGGCACGACUCUCCGUAUUGCUCACUUUCUCAAGCACAUUCCGGUCCGCAGGCAGGUAGUCUUGAAGAGUGCUACCAAGAUCCUCACGAAAAUCAAAAAGCUGGUUCAAGCCUAUGCCAUUGCUCAACCUUCUAAAAGGUUCUCGUUGAAAGUUCUCAAAGCGAAAAAUGAAAACCAGAACUGGAUGUAUGCGCCGAGUACUGAUGCGACACUCUCCGAUGCGGCCGUCAAGACAUUUGGUCGAGAGUUGUCAUCGUGUUGUGUUAUCAGGGAACUCUCAGCCGGAUCUUCAUCAUUGCAAAGUGACCCAAAUAAGGAUGGAUACGGUGUCGUGGCUUUUCUCCCAGGCCCAGAUUCAGAUAUCUCCAAAAUCAACAACUCAGGGCAGUUCAUCAGUGUGGAUGGACGGCCAUUGUCUGCUACCGCCGGCAUUGGUCAGGAUAUUGCAAAACUUUUCAAAUCUUACAUCCGUGCUAUUGCGUCAAAGCAUGCAGUGACGAGGUCGGUCACCGACCCGUUCCUUUGUCUCCAACUUAGCUGCCCACGGGGCUCAUAUGAUGUUAACAUCGAGCCGGGCAAAGAUGAUGUUCUCUUCGAGGAUCGAGACGUCGUGGUUUCUAUCAUAGAAGAUCUGUUCAAUGAGCACUACGGACCACUCGGGGAUUCUCGGCCAAAAAGUUCAGUGAAAGACAAGUCUUCCCGUACCAAAAAGAGCGAUCAAUUUGACAUCAUGCUGGCUCGGAGACCAUUGACCGAAGUUUCCACGAAAUCUACGCAGAUGAUAGAGAAACCUUCCCAGUCUGCAGUCAUCCAGGGGGCUCCAUACUCUGAAGCUCAGUCCCAAACGGCCACCUGGUCCGCGAGCCAAUCCAGUCAAGAACCUUUGAUGCGCUCAGUGGAAAGUAGGAAGCCUCGUUCUGUUAACCCUUGGUCUGUCACGGGCAUGAAUGCAUCCUUACGUACCCCGAGAAGGGACCUUGCUCCUCAGUCCAAAAGUCCAGAACUUGGAUGGGUUGAAUCAUCGCCGGGGGACAUACGCCCUACGAAAUCUCGGAGGAAUAGCCAACCCUCGCCUCCUGAAAGUCCCGAACUCACAAGUCCCUCCCUUUCGCGACUGGUGUCAACAUCUCCCACCAACCAGCGACGACAGUCCCAAGCACGGCAACCGCAAAGCCCUCCAAUUGAGACAAACUCAACGAGUAAUUCCAGAAAGGCAGCAAGACAACGUGAUAAAGAACGGUAUGGCAAUGGGGCGCUGGACACCUGGUUCACCCGAACCACACAAGUCUCCCUCGGCGAAGACUCCGUGGUCACUGCGCAAGAGGAAGCAAUUCCAACUAUUUCCCAGCUUGCUUGCGAGAGAUUUGGGGCUCAAUCUAACGACAUUGAAAGUGGGAAUACAGUUGGCAAGGAAAAUUCUGGACGUGAGGAUCACGUAUUAGAACAUCAUUUACCUUCGCCAUCUCAAACUGACCAACACACCGGUGAGGCUGGCUAUCAAGGCUCUAUGGACAGCGGUCGUGGAUUCCCAGUUCUUGAGAGAUGGGCCGCCAAUCUUCGAGAAGACUUCAAUCCAGAUAAGGAUUCAGAGGUGGAAAGGGCUCUUGACUUCGAGAGACGCAAGAAAGAAGCGAUCCAAAAUUAUCGCGCGCGCCAGGCCACAAAUAAUACGCUACCAAGCUCUCAAGCUAGUUCUCAUGGCCCGCACCACAAUCGAUAUAUGAAGGCCAAGGCUGCUUUGGCAUCAGAUCGACCGUUCGCCCCAGAAACAGAGUAUAAUAGCUGCUUUCCUCUUAAUGAUCCUAGAGAAUAUCUCAUUCGCCAAAAUGCUCGAGGGUUGCCUAAGGAUAACACCAAGAUCCGACACGUUCCUAGCAGCAAAUUGCCCUUCGAACAUAUACCCGAGGGGUACGAUAUUCACGAUCUUGGUCUAUCCUUAUCAACUGAUUUACUGCAUGUGAAGAAGGCCUUCACUUUAAUGGCUACUCAUGAUUCUUAUACGCACGACGGAAAGGAAGACAAGCUUUCCGCAUCAGCUGUGGAAUCUCAAGCGCCAGCCUGGAAUGCUCGAAUUAACACCAUGAUCAAGAAAAAAUAUGAAGCCAAGGAGGCACGAACCGCUGAUCUGAAGAUUGAUUUUUCUACUUUCAUUGAUCAUCUCAAGCUUUUUGAUGCCUGA
Molecule: messenger RNA, 2613 nt
Organism: Penicillium longicatenatum
Lineage: Eukaryota; Fungi; Ascomycota; Eurotiomycetes; Eurotiales; Aspergillaceae
Product: putative DNA mismatch repair protein
Exons: 3
Coding region: 1-2613 (870 amino acids)
Biological process (GO): mismatch repair
Cellular component (GO): MutLalpha complex
Molecular function (GO): ATP-dependent DNA damage sensor activity; ATP hydrolysis activity; mismatched DNA binding
Source: RefSeq, a predicted model, not a curated record